Molecule: messenger RNA, 1143 nt
Organism: Aphidius gifuensis
Lineage: Eukaryota; Metazoa; Arthropoda; Insecta; Hymenoptera; Braconidae
Exons: 1
Coding region: 1-1143 (380 amino acids)
Molecular function (GO): DNA binding
Source: RefSeq, a predicted model, not a curated record
AUGCCAAAUUUUGAUGUUUUCAUUGGGUGUUUUCCAAUGGAAGACAGUCACACUGCUGUAAAUUUAAGAUUGGCUUUUCAAAAUGUAUUAAAAGAAUUUGAAUUGAAAGAAUCAAAACUAAUGUGUGUAACAUCUGAUCGAGCUGCAAAUAUAAGUAAGGCAUUGAGAGAAGCUGUUGGAGAAAAUAAACACCUGGGUUGUUUUGCUCAUGGUCUUUCUCUUCUUGUACCUGAUGCACUCAAUAAUAAUACUGAUCUUGAUAUGAAAAAACUAAAAGACACCAUUGAUAAAGUUAGAGCAAUCGUAAAGUUUGUUAAAAAAAGUACACUUGUUUCUGGUGAAUUGAAGAGACUUCAAAUGUUACUAGGAGAUAAACCAGAAGGUCAAUGUCUUAAAUUAAAAAAAGACAUGGCAAUAAGGUGGAAUUCAACUUUAUUUAUGAUUGAGAGAUUUUUACAAUUAGAACAACAUCUUCCAAUGUCAUUAAAAGCCUCUGAGGCAAAAUCUAAACCAUCAAUGUUAUCUCAAGAAGAGCUGGACAUUUUAAGAGAUGCUGUUUUAAUAAUGCAGACUGUUGGCUUUGCAAUAACUGACAUUAGUGGGAAUAAAUAUCCCACUGUCAGCCUUGUAAUUCCACUUAUUAAUUGUAUGAGAAAAGAAAUUUCAUUGAUUGAACCACAUACAAUUUGUGGUAAAAAAUUCAAGACAAAUUUACAGCAACAAAUGGAACAUCGUUUUAAAAAUAUUGAGUGUAACAUAUUAAUGACAGUUGCUACACUCUUGGAUCCAAGGUUCAAAGAUGCACAUUUUCAAUUAAAUAUGACAAUUGUCAACACCAAAAACCAACUAAAAAAAAUCAUCAAUUCAACAUCAGCAUCUUCUGAUCCUGUCAUUGUCCAAAAUGCUGGAAAAACAUGCUCUUUAAGCACUCAAAAGAGUUUGUGGUCACACCAUGCAGCAAUAAUAACAUCUAGAAAUACCAAAAAUGUUAGCUACAAUGAUUUUGAUAACCAAAUUUCAAAUUAUUUAAAAGAGCCACUUCUUAAUCCAGAAGAAAAUCCACUUGAAGCUUGGAAAAACAUUACAAUAUUCAUUUCCACAAUUAUGCCCAGUGGCAAUUCGAUACCUAUGUAUCCAAGGUAA